Messenger RNA from Felis catus (domestic cat), 2992 nucleotides. It is a transcript of the gene IFNAR1, whose product is annotated as interferon alpha and beta receptor subunit 1. The record is from RefSeq and is a predicted model, not a curated record. The transcript has 12 exons. The coding region runs from base 16 to 1899 and encodes 627 amino acids. Gene Ontology annotation, molecular function: protein binding. Lineage: Eukaryota; Metazoa; Chordata; Mammalia; Carnivora; Felidae.
AGAGGGUGAGCCGCCAUGGGCGGUCACUGGCGGGAAAAAGGAGGAGUGAGGAGCACAGCAUACUGCCCACCGCCACUCGAGAAGCGAGCGCCCGGCCCACCUCCCUCCUCGCCGGAGUCCACCAGCGCCCCAGAUUCGGUUGCCUUGCGUGGUGGGGUUCUGCCCGAGGUGACCGAGGAUGUGACUGGCCCGGCCGGCGGCGGCCAGCGGAGGAUGUUCUCCCUCCUGGGCGCGACGACCCUGAUGCUGGUUGCUGGAGCGCCGUGGACUUUGCCCGCAGCCGCAGGGGGAACAAAUCUAAAAUCUCCUGAAAAUGUAGAGGUCCACAUCAUUGAUGAUACCUUCACCCUGAGGUGGGAUGGGAGCGAUCCAGCUGGCGGGAACGUGACUUUCUCAGCAGAUUAUCAAGUACCCAGAAAUGAUACUUGGCUAAAAUUGCCUGGGUGUCAAUCUGUUACCAGCACCAAAUGCAACUUUUCUUCGCUCAAGCUAAAUGUUUACGAAAAAGUCAAAUUGCGUGUAAGAGCAGAAAGAGGAAACGAGACUUCUCCAUGGCAUAACGUUGACGCAUUCGCCCCAUUUGAAAAAGCUCAAAUUGGUCCUCCAAAAGUACAUUUAGAAGCCGAAGAUAAGGCAAUAAAAAUAAACAUCUCCCCACCUGGAGCAAAAGGUGGUGUCAUGUGGGCCCUGGAUAGUUCGAGUUUUACAUACAGCUUAGAGAUCUGGAAAAACUCUUCAAGUGCCGAAAUAAAGACUAAAACUGUUUAUCCCAGAGACAAAAUUUAUAAACUCUCACCAGAGACGACUUACUGUUUAAAAGUUAAAGCAAGACUUUUGCCGAGAAAAAUCGGUGCCUAUAGUCCAGUGUAUUGUAUAAAGACCACAGUUGAAAAUAAGCUGCCUCCGCCAGAAAACGUUCGAAUCGAUGCUGUAAAUGACAUCUAUGUUCUUAAGUGGGAUUACGCAUCUGAAAACAUGACUUUUCAAGCUCAGUGGCUCCAUGCCUAUUUUAAAAAGAUUCCUGGGAACAACUCAGGUAAAUGGAAACAAAUGCCAGGCUGUGAAAAUGUCAAAACUACCCAGUGUGCCAUUCCUCAAAAUACUUUCCAGAAAGGAAUUUACCUUAUCCGUGUUCAAGCAUCUGAUGGAAAUACCACAUCUGUUUGGUCUAAAGAAAAAAGAUUUGAUGCUCAGUUACAAAAAAGUGUCCUCGUUCCUCCAACCAUUAACAUGAAACCCACGAAUGAGGUUUCCCUGCGGGUCUUUAUUGGCGCUCCAGAAGAGUCUGAAAACAAGUCUGUGAACCAGCAUUACUCACUAAUUUAUGAAGUUGUAUUUUGGGAAAAUACUUCAAAUGCUGAGAGAAAAACUCUAGAGAAAAGAACUGACUUUACUUUUCCUAACUUGAAACCACUGACUGUGUAUUGUGUCAAAGCCAGAGCACUCACUGAGAAUGAAAGGUGGAAUAAAAGCAGCGUUUUUAGUGAUCCUGUGUGCGAGAAAACAAUACCAGGAAGUACUUCCAAAACAUGGCUCAUAGCUGGGAUUUGUGCUGCCUUAUUGUCCAUCCCGGUCGUCACUUACGUUCUGAAACUAUUCCUGCGAUGUGUCCGUUAUGUGUUCUUCCCAUCAAGUAAACCUCCUUCCACUAUAGAUGAGUAUUUCUCUGAGCCGCCACUCCGGAACCUCCUCCUUUUCACUUCUGAAGAGCAAACUGAAAGGUGUUUCAUAAUCGAAAAUACAAACAUUAUCACCACAGUAGAAGAAACUGAGCAAAUCGGUGAAGAUCACAAAAAAUACAAUUCCCAAACCAGUCAAGAUUCGGGAAAUUACUCGAACGAAGACGACAGCAACGACAGCAAAAGCGGUGAAGACUUCCCGCAGCAGGAAGCCGAGUGACCGGAAGCGAGCCCUACACCCUCCGGAAGUUGCGUGGGAGGCACGCCGGAAGUGCGAGCUGCGCCGCUCGGUCCCUCCGCUCCGCUUGCUGGGGAAGGAAAACAUCUCCAGGUCGUAGGUCCUAAAAUACAGGCAAGCAGGUGACGGCGGUAUUUGCAAACGGAAGAACACAGAUCGGGACACACGUUCUCUGUAUUCUUUCCCACGUGUGGAGCCGUGACCGAGGGUGGUUAAUUGUGUUCCUGUCGGGUAACACGGUCACCGUGCUGCCUGUCGCCGCGCGUCACCCAUUCGUUCGCCAUCCUCCAUUCCCAGUGUGAUAGUUCAGGAUUUUUCGGGGAGCAGUUAGACACUCUUGUAGGCCCUUGGGAAAUUUCCUUAGAGAAGCCGGUUCCGUUACCACUGGUUUUCUGGAAAACAGCUUAGUCCAGAAAACAUCUGCAGAUGCCAGGAAUGGGAUCCGUAACAUUUUCAGGGGACUUCUCUCCGGGUAUCCCCGAAACACUGGCUCUACAUCACAGUUACCUCUCCCUUCUGUGGUUGAGGCUUCAAAACAGGUAAUCUUUUGCUAGACCUUAACACUUCCCGAUUCAGAACUUAAUUCACAACUUAGUAGAACAGUAGCUUCUGAAUUCGCAGCCACCGAAGUUACAGAGAAAGGGCAAACUGUCUAAUUAGAGAAGUUAGGAUUUUUUUUAGCAGAAGGAAGUAUGUAGAGGUGAGCCAGGUGUAUGCAGGAAGGCUUGAGACCAGAAUUUGCUACCGAUAGAGUAAGAAGUAGAAGAUAAUGCAGCAGGAGGAAAGCAGGUGACUUUAAUGAAAAACAAGAGUAAUGUGUCUAAUCAACUUUUAAUUAUUAACAUGCCGUGUGGUCGCUUGUUGCUAGGCUCGUGUGCCAUUUUUUUUUUCCUUUCUCAGUUUUAUGGAGAUGUAAUUGACCUGUAACUUACCUGUGUCGUGUUUCAAACCCGGCCAGCUUCUCUGUGUGUGUAGCUGUGUUCAGGCAUCCCUUUUGUUUCGUUUACGUGUGCUCAAGAAAAGGAAAAUGUAUUGCCGAGGUGAGGAAGAAAAUGUAACUGGAAGGAAAACCUAA